UGCUUUUAACUCCUGGAUUGCAAGAGGAAACGGAUUUAUUCGUUCGAACAUCUUUUUUUUUUUCCAGACCGAGAGACCAAAUCAAGUUGUGUUCAAUGCGCAACCAUGCUUAUCAUCUCGUCUCGCAGCGCGCUGCUGUCCGUCUACUACCCGCAGAUCUUCCUCAUCCUCACCAGCGGUAGCUACCUGGCUUUGUCUUCUGUCGUGGCUCUCGGCGCGAACAUCAUCUGCAACAAGAUCCCAGGACUGGCGCCCCGUCAGAGAGCCCUCUGUCAGAGUCGUCCCGAAGCCAUCAUAGUCAUCGGCGAGGGCGCCCAGCUCGGCAUCAAUGAGUGUCAGUAUCAGUUCCGUUACGGCCGCUGGAACUGCUCGGCCCUGGGAGAGAGGACCGUCUUUGGACAAGAGCUGAGAGUAGGCAGCAGGGAGGCAGCCUUCACUUACGCCAUCACCGCAGCCGGAGUGGCCCACGCAGUGACCGCCGCCUGCAGCCAAGGCAACCUGAGCCAGUGCGGCUGCGACCGGGAGAAGCAGGGCUACCACGACCAGGAGGAGGGCUGGAAGUGGGGGGGCUGCUCGGCCGACGUCAAGUACGGCGUGGACUUCUCCCGGCGCUUCGUGGACGCCCGCGAGAUCAAGAAAAACGCCCGGAGGCUCAUGAACCUGCACAACAACGAGGCGGGACGAAAGAUCCUGGAGGAGAGGAUGAAGCUGGAGUGCAAGUGUCACGGCGUGUCGGGCUCCUGCACCACCAAGACCUGCUGGAUCACCCUGCCCAAGUUCAGAGAGAUCGGCUACCUGCUGAAGGAGCGCUACAGCGAGGCCGUGCAGGUGGAGCCGGUGAGGGCCUCGCGCCUCCGCCAGCCCUCCUUCCUGCGUCUCAAGGAGGCCAGAGGCUACCAGAAGCCCACGGACACGGACCUGGUGUACCUGGAGCGCUCCCCCAACUACUGCGAGGAGGACACGGCCACGGGGAGCACGGGGACGCGGGGCCGCCUGUGCAACGGCACGUCGGCGCACACGGACGGCUGCAACGUGAUGUGCUGCGGCCGCGGCCACGACACGCACCACUACACCCGGGUGUGGCAGUGCAACUGCAAGUUCCACUGGUGCUGCUUCGUCAAGUGCAACACCUGCAGCGAGAAGUCGGAGGUUUUCACCUGCAAGUAG
Molecule: messenger RNA, 1167 nt
Organism: Salarias fasciatus (jewelled blenny)
Lineage: Eukaryota; Metazoa; Chordata; Actinopteri; Blenniiformes; Blenniidae
Product: protein Wnt-7b-like
Exons: 4
Coding region: 106-1167 (353 amino acids)
Biological process (GO): cell fate commitment; positive regulation of JNK cascade; canonical Wnt signaling pathway
Cellular component (GO): extracellular region
Molecular function (GO): cytokine activity; frizzled binding
Source: RefSeq, a predicted model, not a curated record